Molecule: messenger RNA, 4097 nt
Organism: Salvelinus fontinalis (brook trout)
Lineage: Eukaryota; Metazoa; Chordata; Actinopteri; Salmoniformes; Salmonidae
Gene: intu
Product: inturned planar cell polarity protein
Exons: 17
Coding region: 138-3071 (977 amino acids)
Biological process (GO): vesicle-mediated transport; establishment of planar polarity; nervous system development
Cellular component (GO): cytoplasm; cilium
Molecular function (GO): protein binding
Source: RefSeq, a predicted model, not a curated record
GUUGAAGAGCCCGUAUGCAGACAACAUGGCGAUAGACUGCCAAUGCUCACAAAGUAGAAAGUAGCUCAAACGUAUUAGCUUAAUGUUUAGAGUUAUGACCUGUAUCAUCUUGUCGAACACAUUUAACGAAUGGAAUUAUGACUACUAAAGAUUAUAGCGGGAGGCUCGAGCCCCAUGCAGCUGCGCGUAAGCAACCGAGACGGGAGGGCGACGACAGGGAGGAACUGCAUGACAACGGGAAUGAUAGUGAAUCAACAUCAUCAAGUUACUGUCAGUCCGACUACUCGGACGACCUAGAGCCAGAAUGGCUGGACGAUGUCCAGAAGAACGGCGAGCUCUUCUACCUGGAGCUGAGCGAGGGCGAGGAGGAGGCGGCAUUAGCUCAGGCUGCCGCCAAUAACGGCCUCUCCACCAAUCACGUGCACUUCAGCGAGAAGGAGGUGGAGAUCAUCAGUGAGGAGUGCAGGAAGUGUCCUGAUGGCACUCCAACCAAAGGAGAGCCCAAGCUGAAAAGACUGGCCAGGAUACUACGGAGGAAGAGGCGGCCAUCCCAGCGGAGUGGGCCCGACGGAGGAGCCAAAGACUCGUCAUCGCUUCCGACGUCCAUCUUGAAAAACCAGGCGGGGCAGAGGGCGGGGCUGGUGGUCCAGCAGCAGCAGCUGAAGGAGGUGUGUGUCUACCUGAACCCCAAACGGCUGGGCAGCUGCUCCCCUCCUCCCCCGGAGAGAGGGGGUCUACUGGAGGCUCUGCUGGGGGUGGUGCAUCGCCCGUCCUGGGGCCAAGGAGACCCUGCAGGGGGGAGGGGGGAGAGGAUCACUGUCCACGGCCUGGUGCCCAACAGCCCCGCCAUCAAGUGUGCACAGAUACUGAUCGGUGAUGACCUAGUAGCAGUGGACGAUGUGGAUGUUACCACAGAGAACAUUGAGAGGGUUCUCUCCUGCAUUCCUGGGCCUACACAGGUGAAACUGACUCUGGUGACAGCCAGUCCAGGAGGACCAGGGGAGGGGGGUGUGGACGUGUCCUCUGCCCCCAGGCUCAGGCCCUCUCCCCCGGUCAGCCAGCUGGUGCGUCUGCUGUGGGGCGAGGACACGGUGGAGCUCCAGAUGUCUAUAGGACACAUCCCUCACAUCGUCAUGUACCUGUCACUCAAACUGGACUCAGACUCCCCCCUGGAAGAGCAAGAGAUCCUGUACCAGUACCCUGUUUCUGAGGCAUCCAGCCAGCUGAAGGGAGUCAGAGGGAUCUUCCUCACGCUGUGUGACAUGCUGGAGAAUGUCACCGGGGGACAGAUAGUCAGCUCGUCUCUCCUGCUCGGUAAACAGCUGGUCCAUGUGGGCUACUGGAAGGAGAGCAACAACCUGCUGGUGAUCGGCCUGCCUGCUGAGAGGGUUCCUCUGCUCUCUCUGCAGACGGUAGUGGGAGGUGUGGUCAGGACUCUCAACGUGAUGUAUGGCUCUCUGGGCAGUGCGUUCUGCCAGGUGGACCACGCCCCCAGACUGGACCAUUUCUUCUGCCUGUUCUUCCAGCAGCUGAUCCACCCCUCCAGGUUGAGUGACAGCUCUGUGGCCACGCCCCCUGACAUCUCGGAGACUCUCUUCCUGGACGGACUGCCGGCGGUCCGGUGGCUCACCCUGCCUCCUGAGAUAAAGAUGGAGGUUGACACUGUUCUCUCAGACUUUGAAUCAUCAGAUUUUGGAGAAAUGUCAGAGGACUUCUAUGGCAUGAGGCGUCUCUACGUGACGCUGGGCUCCUGUCUGUUCUACAAGGGCUACCUGAUAGCCAACCACCUCCCCAAGGAGGACCUGCUGGAUGUUUGUCUGUACUGCCAGCACUACUGUCUCCUCCCCCUGGCAGCAGAGCAGCGCGUGGGCCAGCUGGUCAUCUGGAGAGAGGUGUUCCCACGACAUCGCACCCAGAACCCACAGACACAGACCAAUAACAACCACUGUACCAGGCCAGGCUACUGCCAGCCACAGGGACGCUACUUCCUGCUCAUAGUGGGACUGAGGCACUUCAUGCAGUGCGUCCUCCUGGAGGCGGGGGGCUGUGCGUCCCCUGCCCUGGGGGCCCCGGGACCAGACUGUGUGUACGUGGACCAGGUCAAGGCCACCCUCCUGCAGCUGGAGGGGCUGGAAGUAGGGAUGGAGGAGCGCCUGGCCGCCCCGCCCACACCCUGCCUGUCUUGUGCUGACUGGUUCCUCCCCUCCUCUGCCCGUGACAGGUUGGACACCAUGGCUGCAUCGUCCCCUGUCCUCAGUAAGCUGGCUGGGGCUGUGAAGCCACCGUCCUCCACCCAAGGAGGGGGGAAGGGAGUGGGCAGGAGCCUCUUCGGAGGGGGUGCCCGGAGACCUAGCCCCCAGAGGAGUCAGUCGGACAGUGGGAGCGAGGGACAGACGGAGGGGGGUGUAGGAGGGCAGACAGGGCUCAGUCCACACUCCACCCCGGACUCAGCCCGGAAGCUGGACGGGCGGAGAGACUCGCUGGGUUCUGGUGGAUCUGAUGGGAGUGGAGCCAGUGGAGGUAUAUUCAAGAUUCCCAAGAUGAAGCACCCUAACCCAUUCUACCUGGGCACCCUGAAGAAGAGUCUGACAGAGAGAGAGACAGAGGAGAUGUACCACACCAUUAAGUUGACAUCUGGGGCAGAGAACACUCUGUUCCACUAUGUGCUGAUGGAGACAGUACAGGGUAUCUUCAUAGCUCCGACACACAGGGAGCUGGCCAAGCUCAGCGGCUCCAUCCACCCUCAGCUCAUACGUAACUUCCACCACUGCUGCCUCUCCAUACGGGCCACCUUCCAGCAGAGUCUACCGUCCAGGCAGGGUAGGCGGGGUAAUGACAGACCCCAGAGGACCCAUGGGCUGGGCCCAGUGAAGGAACACGGGGUUCUGUUCCAGUGUAAACCUGAGAACUGGACCGACCAGAGGAAGCCUGCUCCCACCAUGACCUACUGGGUGAUAGGCCGGAUGCUUCUAGAACCCGUCCCUCAGGAAUUCUAUGUGUGUUUUCAUGACUCCGUGGCAGAGGUUCCCGUUGAGAUGGCCUUCCGCCUAUCUUUCGGCCUGGCCUUGUGACGAGCCGUCUGCCAACAGUCUCUUAAUGAACUCUGAUAACACUACUACCUACAGACAGCGGUGCACAACCCUGGGUUCUUUUCAUUAGGCAUCAAAUGGGAGAAAACUGAUAGAAACAGGGAGGGGCUACCUGAACUCCAAUAAGAACCGCUUGUUUGUUUCCCGUCACAAAAUAUUUUACAACAGUACACCCUAAUGAACACGACCCUGGUAUUCAACAUUUCAUAGUCGACCUCAACGCCUGCUUACUGUCUGUCUGAGAUAUUGCGGGAACUAAGACUUGUCUUGUUCCAAACAGACAUUGAUCACCUGACAGCAGAUAAAAGGAAAGACCAAGGUUGUUCUCUGUUAGACUUGGACCAGCUCCAGUGGAACAGCAGGGCUGCAUUCAGCAGGGCACAACGCUGUGGAACAUUCAGAUAGAAAUAUAUUAAAUAGAAAAAACACACCUCUGAUAUGUAGAAUAUAAUUGUAAGGAAUCACGUCAGCUCUAUUCAUGGCAUUUCUAUCUGUAACGUCCCACUACACUUGCCUACUGAACGAAGCCCUGGGUUUACUGGAUGCAACAAUUUUCUGUCCGAAAUGGCACCCUACUCCGUAUUGAGUGCACAGCUUUUGAAUCUGGUCAAAAGUAGUGCACUUUGUAGGGAAUAGUGUGCCAUGAGAGUGUGGAAGGUAGGACAAGCCACUAAACUCAAUAAUACCUCAGAAAACAGGCUGAUGUGACUGCAGCGAAAGCAUUUUGCUUCUGCUCUGACCGUAGAAAUAGAAUCUCAUUCUAGUUUAGUGAUUCUGACAUUGCUGUUCACUUAAAGUAUGCCUGACCAAAUAAUGUGACUGUUCUUGCCUGCUAGCCUCUCCACGUUGGCAUGGCAACAGCCUUAAGUGGAGUUAAAUUCCUAUAUGUUGUUGAUUGUGGGGAGGGUAUUGUAUUUAAGAUGUACAGUAUUUUGUAUAGAAGUCAAAUCAUUUGUGAUACAAAUGCACCUUUGAGUCUGUUAAUUAAAAUAAAAACCUGUUUUGGUU